Messenger RNA from Penicillium chermesinum, 993 nucleotides. RefSeq lists its product as uncharacterized. The record is from RefSeq and is a predicted model, not a curated record. The coding region runs from base 1 to 993 and encodes 330 amino acids. The transcript has 5 exons. Lineage: Eukaryota; Fungi; Ascomycota; Eurotiomycetes; Eurotiales; Aspergillaceae. Gene Ontology annotation, molecular function: ubiquitin protein ligase activity; zinc ion binding.
AUGGGUAGAUCUACAGGUUCUGUGCCUAAUACCUCUCGUCAAGCGAAUAAGUCAUCAAAGGCCACAUCGGGUGCCAGCCAUGAGUCCAGCCUCAGACCCAGGGGUGGUAUUCAUAAAAAACCUGUCAAAAAGCGGAACAAGAAGAUACCGAACGAUGCUUCUACCCGGGGUGGAAAUGCGAUGGUCGGUGAUCCGCUUCCUGCUGAGCCCACGCCUAAAGUAAAGAGGCUUGAACAGAAAGAAGCUUGGGAAAUGCCAGCCGAGAAACGUGCGCGAAGAUUUCGGGAUCAUCCUCCUCAAUCGUUCUUGGGGAAGUUGGACAUGAUCAGCAAGCAACGGAUGUAUGUGGUUAGCCAGAAAGCUAGCGGGGCCGACGACGACCUUACGCUGUCAUUUGACAUCGUGGGGAGUACAGGAAAUUUGUACCAUGUCACCAUCAAGAAGGAACCCGAAUGCGACUGCCCCGAUGGAAAGCGAGGCAAUUUCUGCAAACACAUUAUCUACAUUCUUGUCUUCGCCCUCAAGGCCCCCGAUCACCUGCAGUACCAGCUUGCUUUCUUGUCCUCUGAAAUUUGCCAAAUAUAUGAGGGUUCCCCAAUGAAACAAUCUCAAGCUCCUGAGUCCAGAAAGCAUGAUGGAAAGCGUAAGCCCGUCGAGGGCGAUUGCCCAAUCUGCUUUAUGGAAUUCGAGCCGAAUGAGAAGCUCGUCUGGUGCCAGGCUGCCUGCGGAAACAACAUCCACAAAACUUGUUUCCAACAAUGGUGCGCCACAUCUGCCUCGCGGAGUACGGGCGUGCGCUGCGUAUACUGUCGCACAACGUGGAAGUUCGAGACUGGAUCUACCGACUUCAAUAUGGACGCCAUUCGAGCUCAAGGCAAACGCAACAGCGAGGGUUAUCACAAUAUAGCAGCGCAAUUUGGCCUCUCAACUGAACGUGGUAUGGAUCUAUCUCUGUUUUUCUACCCUCUUAUUCUGAUUUCGUUGACUUACUGA